UUCAAGGUUGUCACAUCGUUGUGGUUUGAAUAGGUUAGGAUUGUUCUACGAACUUUUCAUCAAACGAUAAUUACGAUACUUUAAAUUUAUUCGUUAAUUGGAUGAACUUCAUUGUUUACCGUUUUUCUCUUCCCUGUCAUGACUCGCAUCGGUAAAGUAAAUGUCCGGGACAAAGUCAAGUCUAUUGUGAUCAGAAAUUUGCCGACUUAUGUGGAUGAUAAACUACUUAAAAGUAUUGUUCCAUCGGCUAAAAAAAUCAGUUCACACAAGCGAACAUUUUCGAUUACAUUUUCCACCGUGGAGGGUUAUAAUGAUGCAUUAUGUCGUUUGAAAAAAGUCGACUUCAAUGGAGUUAAGCCAAUUAUAGAAUCUUCUUGUCAAUCUUUAAAAUCGAAAAGUGUUAUUCAGCCAGAAGAUGUUGAGUUAACUAUUCAAAACCUGCCUCAGUCGACUACACUAGCUCAGCUUAAAGUAGAAUUUCCUACAGCAGUGUCUAUAAAAUUAAGAACUGAUUUAUGGGAUAUACAGAAAAAGUCAUGUUUGCUGAAGUUUCAAUGUUCUGAGGAUCUUGAAGAUGUUUUCGAAGAUUGUCAUCAUAAAUUAAUUGGAGGUCAAACUAUUAAAGCUGUGAUUGGCGCUCAAUCAACUCUUCAUUAUGAAUCCUCUGGAGUUGACGAUACACAAGAUAUUUAUGGAAUAGAACUGGUUGCAGUAUCGCCAAAUAUUUCUAAUGAUAAAAUUCGUAAACAGUUUCCUGAAAAUGCUAUAGUUGAUUAUCAUUCAAUACCUAGUAAUGAUUCAGUCACUAGGAAUGUAUUUAUUCGCUUCAAAAAACAAGUAUUUAAUUGGCCACUUAUUAUGAUGUUAAAAAAGAAUGCAUUUAGCGGAUUUCCUUUUGAAUGUCGACCAUGGAAUCACCUUACAGAAUCAAUACGACAAGAUUUUAAGGUUGAAAAUAAUUGUGUGAAUAAAGGAGGUCCAGGUUAGUAGUUUUUUUAAUCUUACAUUAUCUCAAAAAGACCUUGUUUUCUAACCAGAGCGUAUUCAGUUGGUGAGUUUCUGAGCCUAAAUCAUCUGAGGUCCUUGGGUUACAUGUUUUACUCGUGUUUAGCUAUCAUUUACGCUUGCAAUCUGUCCUAUCCUGCGUAAGUGAUUCAAAAAACGUCAAAGGAAGGUAGACCAGAAUAUUACUUCAUUCUAUUAAGUUAUUGACUUUCGGUCACAAUCGUGUCGACACAUUUAGUUCUAUUUGGUGUGGUUUCAUCGAUAUCUGUAAUUUAAAGUUAGACUUUGGUAAACAUGUCUCGAAAUUAAUCUACACAAACUUUUUGUUCCUCUCAAAAUCUUGAACACACGACCAUUACAUACUGUUCAUUCAUUUAUAUUAUCCCUCAUUUUAAUUUUAUUGUUUUUGGUUAUCAGUUACUGUUUGGAUUAUACUUUUCAGUACUUACUUAAUAUCUUUUGUUAAUUUUCACUCAGUUUGAAGACGUGAACUAUUGUAAAUUCACGUCAGAUAUUACGUUUUCAUCUGGGUGUUUGUCUAUUCUAUGUAGACAACAACGAAUAAAAGUACGUAAAUAAUCUUGAGCUAUAUUUUGCCAGCAUUGUAUCAAAUAAAUGCAGCCCAUCGACUCCCGGCUAUCGUGGGUAACUACAAACGUGACAAGUGGCACUGGAUUUCUCCAUGAACAUGAUACCAGUAGUGUCCAGGGAAACUUCAGAACGUACUGUCAGUUUUUUAAGCUUUUUUGGGAGCCACUGUUUUGGCAAAAGUGUCAGUAUAACGUUCCAUCUGUUGUGAUAACCCUACUAUGAACAAUGGUCUAUCUACUAAUUAUCCGAAAGCAAACCAUAUAUUGUGUUGUCCAUGUAGUGCCGAACGUUCUUCGAAGGGUAAUAAUACUGCAUAUCACGA
Messenger RNA from Schistosoma turkestanicum, 1918 nucleotides. The record is from the annotation of a GenBank genome assembly. NCBI's taxonomy places the organism in Eukaryota, Metazoa, Platyhelminthes, Trematoda, Strigeidida, Schistosomatidae.